GCAAACUAAGAGGAACUUUAUUUUAUAAGCUGUCUAAGAAAAAGAAGUCCAGCAUGCAAUUUCUGUUCGACCAUAGCCCAACAGCUCAGUGGAGCUCACGGAGCUACCUGGCAUGUGUAUUCAUCAUGAUGGCCUGCUUUGGACCAGCUUCGCCUUUUCAUGCCCCUCCAGUGACAACAGGUCUCCGCUCUGCCUUCUCUGCCACACGAACCAACAGUGUAGUGGGAGGCAAGCAGAAGGAGGUGACCUUCAACAGGCUCAUGGUCAACAUCGGAGGGGAUUUCAAUCCAGACACCGGUCACUUCCGCUGCCGCAUCCCUGGGGCUUACUACUUCUCUUUCUCCGUGGGAAAGUUUCCAAAGAAAAUGCUCUCUGUGAUACUGGUGAAGAACGGAGAGGAGGUGCAGGCUAUAGCGUAUGAUGACUACCGCAAGAAAGGGAGGAAAGUUCAAAGCCAAAGCAUAAUGAUCAGUUUGAAGGAAAUGGACACUGUGGGGCUGCUUUUACAGCAGAGUGCUCAAUAUGCUUUGUACAGCAAUGCCGGCCCUUACAUCUCCUUCUCUGGUUACCUUGUCUUUCCGGACGUCUCCCCAACCGGCUACGUCAGCAACCACCUGUCCCAGUCAGGGCUGUCCUACCCAAACUGCCCCCCUCAGUCUGACCUCUCGGCCAGAGGUCAGACAUCAGAGCAGCCGCGUUCUGCCUUCUCUAUGGCACGGACAUCCACACUCAUGGGUCAGAGCACCAGGCAGCAGGAGAAACCACCUCUGACCUUUGAUGUGGAAUACGUCAACAUCGGGGGCCAUUUCAACAAAACCUCAGGCGUGUUCACUUGCCACUUCCCAGGCGCUUACUUCUUUGCCUUCACUGUGGGGAAACAUCCUCGUAAGGCUGUUUCUGUGAAGCUGAUGACCGGGAAGGGCGAGGUGCAGGCCAUGGUGUUUGACGAGGACACGUCAAAGAGAAGGGAGAUGCAAAGUCAGAGCUUGCUGCUGUCUCUCCGGAGAGGCGACAGUGUGUGGCUAUACAGUCAGCAGGAUGAGCGUUAUGCUGUCUACAGCAACCAGGGGAGGUACACUACCUUUUCUGGCUUCCUGGUUUAUCCUGAAGCAGAAACCCUCACACCUCAGGACAGAACUCGCCUCUAAAUGUC
Anoplopoma fimbria (sablefish) is the source of this 1153-nucleotide messenger RNA. It is a transcript of the gene c1qtnf13, whose product is annotated as C1q and TNF related 13. The record is from RefSeq and is a predicted model, not a curated record. Lineage: Eukaryota; Metazoa; Chordata; Actinopteri; Perciformes; Anoplopomatidae. The transcript has 2 exons. Bases 54 to 1148 code for a protein of 364 amino acids. Gene Ontology annotation, molecular function: protein binding.